Closterium sp. NIES-67 is the source of this 918-nucleotide messenger RNA. Lineage: Eukaryota; Viridiplantae; Streptophyta; Zygnematophyceae; Desmidiales; Closteriaceae. The record is from the annotation of a GenBank genome assembly.
CCUCUUGUUUGCCACACUACCGCCCCAUCACCUCCCACUUCCCCACCCUCCCCCGCUCGCCCCUCCUACAUCCGCUCUAAGCCCCCAAUCUUAGUUUCCUUUUCUCCACCUCUUAUUUGGCACACCUGCCUUACCCCUUCCCUAGAACCAGGACAGCUUCGUGCAGCAGGCAUGGCCGAACAGACGGAGCGCGCUUUUCAGAAGCAGCAGGGAGUCUUCCUCUGCGGCGACUACUCGGCGAAGAAGAAGCUGAGGACGCCCGGCAAGGCGGGUAACCGUUACUACAAGAACGUGGGGCUUGGCUUCAAGACGCCCCGCGAGGCCAUCGAAGGCACGUACAUCGACAAGAAGUGCCCCUUCACGGGCAACGUGUCGAUCCGCGGGCGCAUUCUCUCCGGCACGGUGCUGUCGACCAAGAUGAACCGCACCAUCACCAUCCGCCGCGACUACCUCCACUUCGUCCGCAAGUACCAACGGUACGAGAAGAGGCACUCGAACCUGUCGGCGCACGUGUCGCCGUGCUUCCGCGUGAAGGAGGGGGAUCAGGUCAUCGUGGGGCAGUGCAGGCCUCUGUCGAAGACGGUGCGUUUCAACGUGCUCAAGGUGGUGCCCCACGGCUCCGAUGGUGGCAAGACCAAGAAGGGAUUCAGCGGCAUGUAAAGGGUUGAGAGGCCAAGGCCUGCUGUUUGGCAGUCUGAGCCGAAGUUAACAGUGACUGCAAGGACCACUACGGUCACCUGUAGCCAAGAAGGGAAUUUGAAAGUGAAUAUGGGAGCAGCUUAUGGUUCUGUGGCUUAUGGUUAGAAUUCAGCCUCCUGUAUGUCCUGUUUUCAAAGGCAAUGCGGAAUGUUCUAAUGGGUUUGCCAUGACAUUCUUCGAAGGCACGAGCUGAAACAGAAAUAACUAGAGAUAGGCGAG